CAUGCAAAACAAUAAUAUUAAUUAUUAAUAACAAAGUUUCAAGUUAUUGAUUGGGUGUGAAGGCCACUAUGUCCAAACUUGAUAAAAAAUAGGCUCAUUCAUUCAUGGUUUUGCCUUGUCCUUUAAUAAACUGGGUAGCAUUUGUAGCUCUUGUAUUUUCUUCUUUAAAAUGUCGACUCAAGCAGGAGGGGCCUUAUUUAAAGUAGGGUACUUUUUCUACUCAAAGACAAGACUGGGAUAUUAUUACCACAAAAGGAACAUUGAAAAAGCCAAAUCACUGUUUACUGAUGGCCACUCAGUAACCAAACCACACGAAUACAAUGGUCUGCGAAUCGUUCCGAUUGCACUUAUAGAAGAUAAUUAUUCCUAUCUGGUAAUUGAUCAAGAAUCCAAGAUAGCUGCUGCUGUAGAUCCAUCUGACGCAACCGCUGUACAAGCAGUUAUUGAUUCUGAGGGUGUGGAAUUAAAGGCAAUUUUGACAACACAUAAACACUGGUAAGGUUAGAUAUUUUAUUAUUUUAUUGUAUUAUAUAGAAUUGUAUCAAUACUCUCAAACAGGAUGUGUAAAAUCAGGCCUUUGGCA
This is a messenger RNA of Anneissia japonica, 583 nucleotides long. RefSeq names its product probable hydrolase PNKD. The record is from RefSeq and is a predicted model, not a curated record. Bases 170 to 499 code for a protein of 109 amino acids. Gene Ontology annotation, molecular function: hydrolase activity. NCBI's taxonomy places the organism in Eukaryota, Metazoa, Echinodermata, Crinoidea, Comatulida, Comatulidae. The transcript is spliced from 4 exons. Gene Ontology annotation, cellular component: mitochondrion.